Molecule: messenger RNA, 5176 nt
Organism: Gopherus evgoodei (Goodes thornscrub tortoise)
Lineage: Eukaryota; Metazoa; Chordata; Testudines; Testudinidae
Gene: ELMOD3
Product: ELMO domain containing 3
Exons: 13
Coding region: 412-1521 (369 amino acids)
Source: RefSeq, a predicted model, not a curated record
GUGAGAAGCUGUCUGCUGGGGGCCGGCCGCUGUCCGUCUCCACCCACACACCUGGAUCCGUCACAUUCCCACGGCAGGCCUGGAAACACAAGUGCGACAAUCAGCCAGCAAAGGUUUAGCAGGUAAACAGAAAUCAUCGCCUCUUUCGAAGUGGAAAAACCUGACAAUCUCCCUGAAUAGUGCGAUGUUCUGCAGGAGAUUCUUCCAACUAUUCCCAAGUCUCCAGCUCCCAACUCCUUGGCAAACAGACUGCAGACCAUGGAGUCUAUGCAGAGCAGGGAGAUUGCCUGCUAGCACUAAGGGACUAAUGGACCAAGGCUGUGGAUGCAACCUAAAGCAUCUCCAGGAAGCUGGAAUGCCUGUUGAUCAGCACCAGCAUGGAGAAUUCCUGGCUCCAGGUGAACUCAGGGCAUGAACAGAUGCACUGCAGACACCAACCAGUCUGAAGAGCAAGGUAUCUUCCUUCCUCCAGCUGUCAAAUCCGUACCUAUCUCGGUGCUGAAGCAGAGUGGGCUUCUGCAGGCUCUGGCAGAGGGACCCAAUGGGUGCACAGAAGCUGAUCCUAGCGCGGAGGUGCUGCAAGCCCAGGAAGAAUGGGAGGCCGUGGAAAGUCUCCAGUCAGGGCUCGUGGGGACGUCUGCAGGUCAAGUGCCCCUGAUUGCCUUCAAUGAAGCACUGCAAUAUUUCCAGACAGCUGACCUGUCAGAGUGCAGGAAAAAAAUCCAGCCAACAGUGCAAAGGCGAGGACUGUCUGCCGUGGCUCACUUCUUCUUUGGCCCCCCGCAGCUCCAUCAGCAGCUGCAAGGCGAACGGGAUCUGGUCCUGGCGAUAGCCCAGUGUGGCUUGGAUAAUAAUGAGAAAGUGCACAUGAGGAUCCUGCAGACCAUCUACAGGAAACUAACAGGCUCCAGAUUCGAUUGUCCCCGCUAUGGCGCCCACUGGGAAGAGCUGGGCUUUCAAGGUAUGGAUCCUGGGACAGACCUGCGUGGGACUGGAUUGUUCGGGUUAAUGCAAAUUCUAUAUUUUGUAAUGGACUCUCGGACAUUACCCCUAGCUCGAGACGUUUUCAAGCUGUCCCAUCAUGAAUCACAGAAUUUCCCUUUCUGUGUCAUGUCUAUAAAUAUCACUCGCAUCGUGAUCCAGGCCCUGAGGGAAGAACAUCUUUCUCGAGAAUGUAACCGCAGACAGCAGGUCAUUGCAGUGCUAAAUGAUUUGUAUGUGGCCACCUCCCUGCGUCUCUACGUCAUCUGGAAAACGCAACAGAAAACAAUUUCUGACUCUGGCUUCGUUCUGAAAGAACUGGAGGCAUUUGCCAAAAAGAAACCGAAGCAGCUUCUGAGAUAUUUGGAGAUCUACAUGAGUGGAAGAGCUGUGUCAGUAAUAGAUGGUGGUUUUCAACACCCUUCUUCCUCCUCCGGUGUAUACCUCAGCUCUGCUGUCAGCAACAGCAGCAAAGAGAUAAACUUCACGGGAGUGUGCGACCCACAGGUUGAGAUGGAAGGAGAGGCCCGGCUGAUCUGAAACCAAGGCAACACCGCUGGCUGGGAAGAUUCUUGUAAGACACUGACAGAGGCUCCCAUUGGCAGAGCUCAUUAGUGGCUGCUAGUCCCCUGCCAGUCUGUUCACAGUCACUUGUGAAGGGUUGGGAGGUCUGAGAUGGUUCUAGAGUAAGUGCAGCCUCAGAGCCUCUAGGCCAGAUGUAGUGGGACAUGCUGGGGGAAGUUGGUGGAGUUGGCAAUGGAGACCUAGACACCCUGCUUCAUUGUAGAUGCUGUAAUGGUGGUAGCAAACGGUCCCCAUCCGUAGCAGGCUUUUAUCCUGAAUCCACUGAAGUGUGGAUUGACUGGGAGGCCCUUGUACAUACUGAGAAUAAAAAGCUGCUUCAGUUCUCAAGGGUUUCAGUUUGUGAGAGGUGUUAAGAAGCCCACGCUAUUGUUGCUGAGCCCUGAGGGAGGUGAGCAAUUGAAGCAAACUGCAGGCCUGACUUCCCUUCAGCUAGGAUUCUCCCAGGGGGAGUUAGCAAGCGGGUAGGAGAUGCAAAGCUAGCAAGGUGUUUUAGUCCAGCCAUUGGGCACCCACUGAGAAUGUGGCUCACGGUUUGUAUAGGAUCAUCGGUGUUAAGCACUAGACAUGCUGGAAUUGGGGUCUGCCUGUCUCUCAUGGGCACUUCUGUGCUGCCACUGCUGUACCAUCUGAGCACCUCACGAUAUUUAAUGUAUUUGUGCUCACGCUCCCCCGUCAGGCUGGGCAGUGCUGUUGUCCCUGUCUUGCAGAUGGGACCUGAGGCUCAGAGAGACUGUGACAUGCCCAGGGUCACACAGCAAGUCUGUGGCAGAGCAAGGGUUGGAACCCAGUCUCCGGAGUCCAAGGGUAUUGUCCCAGUCACUGCACAGUAAGGUCCUGCUGUAUGUGCCAGUGAAACAUUCUCCCUUGUAGUGUGUUGUGUAAUGUGGUGGCUGGACAGUUCAAGUCCCCUGCAGCUUGGGCUUCCCUACUCCAGGUUAAUGCUGUUCUUACCUUCCCUGCUUCUUAUUCUGUGCAUCUGCUCAGGAGUCUUCCUCCAGAGUCUCAGUAAAGAAUGAUGAGCUUUACUGAAACUUGGAAUGGGCAAGAUCUGUCUGGAUUAGGGCCUGAGGGAACAGUAGUGAGACACAGACCCUUGGCUUCCAGCAUUGCCACGGGCUAUCAAUUCAGAUGCUCCUGACUCUAGAGGAAAGUUCAGGAGAGACGUGGUCAUUCAGGUACAUGGCAUCCACCUGGAUAGCUGCGGGUGGGAGCUCUGGUCUAUGAGAGUAUGUCUGUGGGAGUCAGGCUUUUGGGCUCUGUUUUUCUAAGCUCAUGCUAGAGCUUCCACACUGCAUUGUAAACCUGGGUUUACAGUUGCUGGACCUGAGUCUCACAACCGUGCCAAUGCGUCCAUACUGCACAACACAGACCUUCUGACUUGGAUCUGCUGCUUGACCUGCAUCCACACUGCACAAUGACAGGGAUUAGAUCUGAGUCACAGUCAGAAUUGGGCUCUGACCCACCUCCCUUAGGAGGGUCCUAGGAUCUGGGGCCCGAGUGCCUGCUGAUCUGAGUCCGAAUGGAAAGGGGGCUCAAACCAGAGUUAGAGCUUAGGCUUAGUGUGCCUGAGGUAUACACUGCAAUAAAACAUCCACACUUGGCCCACGUCAGCUGACUUGGGCGGCAGGUUUAUAAAAUUGCUGUGUUGACGAUUGCACUUGGGUCCAGCCCAAGCCUGAAUGUUUACACUGAACAAGUAUAGCUCCGUAGCCUGAGUCCCCUGAGCCAGCUGAUGUGGGCCAGCCGCAGGUGGUUUUUUGUCAUGUAGACAAACCCUGAGAGGCUAAGGCAGGGAGGAGCAGAAUCACAUGAAGUGUUUGACUUUAUGGAAUAUUGUCCCCUAACUCUUCUGUACUCAGCUGUAGUGGCCUGCAGGAGUCAUAAAAGCUUAUUAGCUGCCUGGGAGAGAACCCCCCCGGCACAGGCACUACAUAGGACAGCUGAGGGCUAGUCAGGCCCUCAUGCAAGCCAGAAUAGGGGAGAUGAGCUGGGGCAGGGAGAACAGUCCCCAUAGGCAGCCCCGGGGGGACACAUGGGAGAUCCCUAACACUACAGUUAUGAUCACAAGAGAAUUCCCUGUAUUAUCUGGGCUCAGAAAUUUCUGAAAUUCUUUGGGCCCCUGGCUGGGUCUCAGCUCAAAGGCGAAUAUUUGCUGGAAAGUUUCAGGAAAUUCCCAUUCAGACAUUUUUGAAUGGUUGACGGAGAACAGAUUUUUCAGGUUUACACUUGUCCUUGCCCAAAAAUGCUUGCCCCACAGAAACACCGGUGUUGCCUACUCUUGUGAUUUUAUCGCAAGUCUUGUGCUGUUUGGUGUUUCCCUUAGGUUACUAUCUCAACUGAUCAGCACGGAGGUCAAGGGGAGGUAGAUGCCUAGGUGCUUUUGAAAAUCCCACCAGCUUCCUAUCUUCAUCUUUAGGCACCUGAACGCCUUUUAAAAAUCAGGCCCUCAGAGACUUGCCCAGUGUUUCAGGGGAGUCCAGGGUUUUGAUGUGAUCACCAGCCUGUAAGUACCUACAUGGGGAGAAGAUUUCUGACAGUAGACCUCUCUAAGCUCGUAAACAAAGGCAUGACAAGAUCCGGUGUCUGGGAGGUGCCGUUCCAAUUGGAAAUAAAAUGUAAUUUCUGAACAGUGGAUUAAGAACAGUGGAGGCAAUUAAAUGGAUAACAAUUAACCAGCGGAACAGCUUCCCAGGGGCCCUGAUACCCUGUGUCUUCCUAAAAGUUCGGGGUGCAGUUCUGGGCGGGGGAGGUGCAUGGCUGAAGGCACAGCCCAGGGGUGGGGUGGGGGACGGGAGAUAGCUCGGUGUCAGCUCUGCCAUUCUGCGCUUCUCCAGUGGCCAAAACGAUCUCUGCAUAAGUCACAGGACUUGGCAGUAGCUCACAUUUGCAGCCCAAGAUCCUGUCGCGUUGGAGACCUGCCUUCUUCUCCUCCCCAGCCCUGUUCCCAACAGGCUAGGGAAGGGAGGGAGCAGCUUACGGUAGUGCUGCACUGGGGAAGUUCUUCCAUGGUGUGUUACUCUUGUGGAGCAGCGGGUAGGGUCCGAACCUGCCUUAGGCUGCAGUUCAACCCCAAGUUCACACAGCAGGGAAGAAUAGUCCCUUCUGCUGCAGGCGUGGUCAGGUGAGGAUCUCUGGCCAGCGUUCUGUAAGAGGUCCACUGGCUGAUGAGAGGGCUCCCAGCUAGCCUGAGCUCUAUGAAAAGACCAGUUAGAAUGAGCAGCUUGUUGUAACUGAUGCACUUUGAGCAUAGGCAGUGAGAUAAAGUGGUCCAGACUUUGUGAUCCUGCAGGGUGCAGGGCAUGUUCCUUAGGGGAUGCAUCUCCUGAGUGGCAGAGAAAGUAGUCUGCUUUCAUAGUCGCCUUGUGCUUUAUGGAAAUCCAGUGUGUUCCUACUCUGCUGAGGCCCCAUCCCUAAAUGGGCCUUUUCAGCUGAACCUUGUGCCUCUUUAGCACAGCACAUAGGCCUGUUGUCUCAUAUCUUUGGCUUGGAAAUCUCUCUGUCUCUCUGCAGUGCGGUGCAUGCAGAUUCUCUCCAUGUGCCACUACCUUGGAGCCGUGGACACUAAUUGUAAUGGGCUAGGCACUUUCCAAUAAACCAUUGGCGUACCGUU